Messenger RNA from Cladocopium goreaui, 1653 nucleotides. Lineage: Eukaryota; Dinophyceae; Suessiales; Symbiodiniaceae. The record is from the annotation of a GenBank genome assembly.
GCGCACCCGUACAGUGCUUAGUUGCGCCGCACCGCGUCCAUGGAAGAAUGGCGACGGCAAUUUCCAUUGCGGGCGCACGGCUGUCGCUUGCUCAAUCAAUUUGGCCAGCAUUUUAAGUUGGCGGGCGUCAACUGGUAUGGAGCCUCCGACUCCUUCCAUGUCGUCGGUGGGCUUGAUGCCCGUCCUUUAUCGGAGCUGUGCCACGCCGUAGCCGCCAUGGGCUUCACCGUGGUGCGCCUGCCCUUUUCCUCCGAGAUGCUCAGGGUGGAGCGGGUGCCGCCAGGUGCCAUCGACUAUGUUCAGAACAAAGAUUUGGAAGGACUGUCACCUUUGCAGGUCUACGAUCGCGUGAUCGAAGAAUUGGGAGCUGCUGGGGUCACAGUCAUCAUCAACAACCACACCACCGUGGGCGCCUGGAGUGGCGGCGUGGAACUCAACGGCAUGUGGUUCCGUGAUCAGUGCAAAGUGUACACGGAGCAGUCGUGGAUUGAUGAUUGGGUCAUGAUGGCGAAGCGCUAUGAAGAUCAUCCUGAAGUGAUUGGCUACGACAUCCGAAACGAGGUGCGGCCAACCAGCAUGAUGGGCCCCAGCCCGCGCUGGGGCAACAGCAGCCCGGUCUACGACUGGAGUCGCGCUGCUGGGAGUUGCACCCUGGUGGAAGGAGAUUCCUCAAUGGGGAUGGAAGGAGAAGGUGCCCGUGCCUUGAUGGAUGCGAAUGCUCCUGGUCUCGUGGUAGUUGAACGUAUCGCGUGGCCUCAAAAUAGCCUACGGGAGAUGUUGAAUCCAAAGCCUCCCUGGGAAGCAUGGCAAGUGCCACGAGAUCGGAUUGUGCUAGCCGUGCACAUGUAUGCUUGGAGUGGCCCGGGUGCCUGGAGUCCCAAGCAUUUCAUGCCAGGCGUUCUCCGAUCCUUUUUUGAUGUGGUGGACUAUGUGGGGGCGCGGUCUCUCUAUGGCGAGAUGAGUCAGGAGGCAUUGGAAGAGCAGAUGGACAAAGACUUCGGAUUUUGUAUCGAUGAGGACAUUUGUCCUGUUUGGCUGUCCGAACUGGGUUGCUCCCUUGACACGGAGCUGGAGUGGUUUACCAAAGUUUGCCAAUACUUGGACAAGAAAGAUGUUGACUUCGCCUACUGGCCGUUGAAUGUUGGCCCAAAACCAGGUGGAUCAGAUGACGAGGCCUAUGGCAUUUUGACCAAUGACUGGCAGCCCCGCUGGGCUGAUCCACGAUUGCAGGCCUUGCGUCGCUUAUGCCCUCAAGCAGUGUUGCCAUCACCAAAGAAGGCUCAAACCAGGCGACCUUUGCAAUUGCCUGCGCGCGCACGAGCUGACUCAGGCUCUUUGAGCCCUUUCCAUCUCAACGUCACACCCAAUGUGACACCAGUUGCUUCACCCAGUUGCUUCGGCCAAGUGGACGAGCCACUCUGGGGAGCCCCUUUUCCAUGGUGUCAACCCUUGCCAGGCCCUUUGGUGCCUUGGCCUUCUUCGACAUCUCUCAAGGAGAUGCCCGAAGCCCGAUAUAUUUGGAAGGUUAUGGAGGGCGUUGAUUCGGACCCGGGCAAGGACGGGGGGCCUUGGCGGCCCUCGGACUGCCAUGCACAUCAUGUGGUGGGGUCGGAAAACAAGGAUAGAACCAGUUGUUAUCUUACGCUACUGUGA